Doryrhamphus excisus (bluestripe pipefish) is the source of this 9674-nucleotide messenger RNA. The record is from RefSeq and is a predicted model, not a curated record. NCBI's taxonomy places the organism in Eukaryota, Metazoa, Chordata, Actinopteri, Syngnathiformes, Syngnathidae.
GGCAUCUUUUAGCUGUGAGGUCUGCACGCUAAUCACUCGCCUGCCAAAAAUGCACAUUGACAUUAAUUAUAUCUCCAAAUAUAAUUACAGGAAAACAUGCAGUAAUUCAUAAUUCGAAUUAAUAUUUCGUAUAUAAAACCAUGAAUAAAUAAUUUUAAUGAAUACUGUUGCCCAUCUCUGUGUGGAGUUUGCAUGUUCUCCCCGUGCAUGCGUGGGUUUUCUCCGGGUACUCCGGUUUCCUCCCACAUUCCAAAAACAUGCAAAUUUAAUUCUAAGUAGACUCCAGCACCCCGCGCGACCUUCGUGGGGGUGAGCGGUAGAAAACGAAUGUUGAAUACUCUUGUACUAUAAUUGUAAUGAGCUCCGGAAGUACCUUGGCUGUUCCCACAAGAGCUUCCCAUCGGAGCAUAUCGACAUCACGUCAUGUUACAAAAACAAUGUAGAACUAAGCAAAACACGGCGUACACACAUAAAGAGAGCGCGGUUAAAAGCUUAACUUUUCCGGUUCGAUGGUCCGUUACCUGUUAAAGUAUGUUCGCCCAACGAACCAUGUUAGCUGAGCAAUUUGGUGGCUAGCAAACAUAGCUAAAGUUAGCUUACGCACAACAGAAUAGCGGUGACAUUAAAAAACAACACCCAGCGCAUUUGAAGGAAGACGGGGUCGCUAUUAGUUUAAAAAUUGCAAGUGCUGUACUUACCGAUGUGUUCUCGUCCAUAUAACUUGCCGUGUUUUGAUACCUUCGGGCUGUUGUUGUGUUGCCGGAAACUGUACCAUAGACCUAUCAUAACUCCACCCCUUUGGCCGCGAAGGGGGCACGUCAUGACGGUCUACGUCACCAAGCUUAAGCUCUGGACUUAAGCAUUUAUUUAUGUAAGCGAUUAAAUGAUUUUCAGAGAUUUUACAAAGUUAGUAAACUUUAUUAUUGUUAUAUUUAAUAAGGCUCUGGGUCAUUUUCUGAGUGUAGUAUUUUGUACAUCAUUCUAAUCGGUCAGAUCCUUUCGACAACCAUUUGUUUACGUUUUAUUCUGAAGCAGUGCGUUGCGGUGUGUGGAAUGCAUUGGAACAUUUUGCUCUUUAUGGAAAAGUGGUUGGCUCUUAAAAGAGCCUUUGUGGUGAAUCUACUGCAGAUUUGCAGCGAUUUCUCGGCGGAAGUUGAGAUAGAGCGCCUCAUUUCCCCUCUCGUUGAGAUGGCAACCGUCGGCAAGCAAGUCGUGGACAGAGACGUUCGAGUGCGGGAUGCGCUUCAUGCCGCGUUGUCGUAGGAAGCCGCCAAGGACUCGGUUAAUCCUUUUCCUCGCAUUGUCCAGUCCACGUCCUGUGGGUGCCGUCUGGUAACGCCAGUUCCAACGAGGCAAGAUAUCCGAAAACAUCACCACCGUGCCGGGUAGCAAGUGGAUGAUGUAGUCGAGAUCCGCCAUCAUUUUAAGGAGAAGCCGGCGGCAAUUUUGGCCGCCGAAGCCAAAACUAUUGCCACCAAGGUGUAUGAGCAGCAACUGUGGAGGUGUCGCUCCCGUUUGCAGCUUCUGGUGUAUAAAAGGCACCAGAUGUUCCCACCUCCUGCCGCCUUGUCCAUGCCAGGUGACUUGGCAAGGGAGGCCGAAAUUCGGAUCUCGGCGGUGCAGCCUGACGUGUCUUUCCAGCCGGGUCACAAUGGAGCUGCCGAUGAGCCACAACGUUGUCCUCUGCGUCCCGUUCAUCGUUAUGCCGAUAGUUGCACUUGCAGCUUAUUUAUACAGUGAGCACGCAAUGCCAUUGGCUAGUUUUCCCUCCGUUCGUCCACGUAAACAUUGUUUGGUUUAAUUCAAUUUCAAAUUACAUUCAUUCCGCCAAUAGCUGAUCGAUUGAUAGGUGAGUGAGGCACGAUUGGUCAAUUUAAAAAAUAUUGACCCGCCCAACUUUCACAUUACAUUCAAUCAGACGAUCGCUGAUAGGUUGUUUGUUUGGUGACUUAUGAUUGGUCAUUUAUCCAAAGGCGGAGCCUGACAGGUUGGUUUUGUGAGCUACGAUUGGUCAGUUCUUCCACGGUGUGGUGCACGGUGCUAUAAAUGCUGCUUCGCGUGCCCGCUUCCCCCCCCUUUCUGCUCGACCGAACAGAAAACUUUUCGAGAGAACGCUUUUUGCAUUGCCUCAGACAAAGACAAAGACAAAGGACCUAAAUUCGACGGAAACUGCAGUUUGCCAUUGUGUUGGACUUCAUCUGCUGACAUAGAGAUGCCACGAAAGAAGGGUUUCCGUAUGCGACGCACACCCAGGGCUGCCCAAGCUGUUGACUGUGCAGUUGCAACAAAAGGUAGGGAAGAAGUAUCUUCACUGUCACCAGUGGAGGUACCAACAGGUGGGUUACAAAAGGUGGUCAAAGGGUCAUUUCAUCAAGGCAAUACAAGGUUUAAGUAUGCAGGAACACAGUGUAUGGCGAUUGCCUUUUGUGCCACUGCUUUACACAGUAUUAAAAAUGUCUUGUUGUGGGAUACUGCUGAUCUUGACAUGGCUGUUGUUGAAGGCGAUCAGUUGUAUACUACACUAAGGGAACGUCACGUAAUUCGUGACACAUCCCACUUUUUUCAGUCCAUGGUUCCACUUGUAAGCCCGUUCAAAUAUCUAAAAAGGAAAAGGGCCCUGGACAAAAAAUGUAAAUAUGUCGCUGACAUGUGCAUAAGGGAGACAAAGAAACUAAUGACUAUGAAGAAUUGCAGAGAACAAGCAGUCUUUAGGCAGAGAAAGAAGAUGAGUGUUGAAAAAUAUAGAAAUUAUGUCAUUCAUAAAAAUAGAGUUAAAACAUCUAGCAUCUAUAAGUAUAGAAAUGACAGCUUGCAUCGGGACAGGGUCAAGAUGCAGAGCAUAAAAAAAUAUAAAAUGGAUACAAGGCACCGGGCCAGUGUCAAACUAGCCAGUAUGAAGAAAUAUCUCAGUAAUGUAGAACACAAAAUGCGUGUCAUUGCAGAUGUCAAGGCACGAAGGCAUGCUGCAAAGUUGCCAGAGGAAGAAUUUGAUGUUGUUGUUGAGCAGAUUUUAUAGAACGUGAAGAAUGGGCCCCAAUUUGUCUGCUGUGUGUGCCAUAGGUUGAUGUUUAAACAUCAGGUCCUGCAGUGUCACAGAGAGCAUUACAGCAGAAGUAGUGCAAGUGCUUCUCUUGUGAACACGUGCAUUAAUGAGGAGUAUUUGCACCAAUGUAAUGCAGAGUGCACAGUACCAUGUGUCUUGGUGGAGUCUGGUAGAGGGCAGCUGUGGAUUUGCUACACUUGCCAUUACAAGAUUAGCAAAGGGGAAUUCCCACCUGAAUGUGUGGCAAAUAAUUUGAGAGUGGACCCGAUUCCUCCUGAGCUGGAUUGUCUGAACAGUUUAGAGCAGCAUUUAAUUGCACUAAAUAUCCCCUUCAUGAAAAUGCUAGCAUUGCCCAAAGGGGGGCAAAAUGGUGUCCAUGGGCCUGUGACUUGUGUUCCGGCCAAUGUUGUUGAAACGACAAAUUUGUUGCCACGGUCCAAUAUGGAAGGCUCUAUGCUCCGUGUCAAGCUCAAAAGGAAGCUGACUUACAAAGGACACUAUGAGUACCAUUUUGUGGACAGCAUGCACAUUCGUGAAGCCUUAAGGUAUUUAAAAGAGUCAAAUGUGCAUUAUGAAGAUAUCGAGUACAACGAGGAGUGGGUCAAUGACUUUUGUAGGGAACCUGAUGCCUCUCAGGUGGAGGACAGUGGUCCUGCUGUAGAUGUCACACCACCUCUAGAUGCAGAAGAUGAACUUCUCCAUGAUAGACAGCAACACUGCAUGUUUCAGGACACUUGUUUAAUGCCAGUUGACAUUGGUCAGGAAGCGCUAGAUCAGUAUUACGACAAUAUAUUGAAUGUGGCUCCGGCAGAAGGCAAUAAUCCUGUGAGGUUGCUUUCUGACCAUUCGAAUGAAGCUAGAUGUUUCCCUGUGUUGUUUCCACAUGGUCGUUUCACGUUUCAUGAUACUCGAAAAUAUAGGCUGACGGCGUCGCGAUAUUUCAAUAAUCGUAUCAUGCAUGCUGAUAAGCGGUUUGGGCAGAAUGUGGAAUACAUAUUCUAUGCUCAGUACUUGUGUGAACUUGUGCAGGUGGUGUCGAGCAUUUCCAUUGCUUUAUGCAAAGGAAUUGCUGGUUUGGUGGCAAAAAUGGCCAAGGAUUUGUUGACCAACGAUGAGUCGUUAAAGACAUUGUUGGAAUGUGACCAGGGCUAUCGUUUUCUGAAGCCCAUCAGAGGCACUCCAGCCUUUUGGCAGAGUACACAGCGCAAUAUUUUGGCUUGUGUGCGUCAACUUGGUGUUCCCACGUGGUUUUGCUCUUUUUCAUCUGCUGAUUUACGGUGGAAAAACAUGUUGGACUGCAUUUUGAGAGAAGAAGAACGCAAACGGCUGCAGAGUUGGAGUGGGCUGACAGGUGUGAUAUGUUGCGACGGAAUCCUGUGACUGCUGCACGGAUGUUUGAUUUCUGGUGGCAUGUCUUGGUGAUAAUGUCUUCGAGCCAACCGAUUGGCAAAGUUGUAGACUAUUUUUACCGGGUGGAAUUUCAGCAGCGUGGUUCCCCGCAUGUACAUUGUUUGUUCUGGGUAGAGAAUGCCCCACGGAUUGACGUUAACUCGGAUGAAGAAGUCGCAAAUUUUAUUGAUAGAUAUGUUACUUGUGAAUUGCAGACACAGGAUGAAGGAUUGACAGAGACAACAGUGUCUUCUGUGCAGCAGCAUUCUAAGCGACAUUCUAAAACAUGCAAAAAGAAAAACACCGUGUGCCGUUUCGGUUUUCCCAAACCCGUGUCAGGACGAACAUUUAUUAGCCAUCAGUUUGACGGACAGGGACAAAAAACAUGUACUUGUCAGGAUAGCCAAUCAACCGGUGUUAAACAUGCACAUGUCCAAAAGCAUCCCAAAAUGCCGCAAACAUGAAAGCAGAAGACGCGUCCGCAAUUGUGACAUCCAUUAAAAAAGCGCUUGCUGACGAGAACCACGCGUAUCAAAGUGUGGAACAUUUGUUCCAUAGUCUCGGUAUAACACAAAAUACUUUUGAGUCCGCACAUCGCCGCUUGGGUCGUCGUACGGAAGUGCUAAUGAAGUGUCAAAUCAAUGAGAUUGAAUGAGCAAACCUCUGCUGAAAUGCUGGAAUGCUAAUAUGGACAUCCAGUAUGUCGUUGAUGCGUAUGCGUGCGUGGUUUAUAUAAUCUCAUAUAUUUCCAAAGCUGAGAGGGAGAUUGGAUUGCUGCUGAGUAAUGCCCAGAAAGAAGCAUCCAAACAGGCAAACGUCAGUGCCAAAGAGGCCUUAAAAAGUCUUGGCAGUGUGUACUUGCACAAUAGAGACGUGUGUGCACAAGAGGCCGUUUACCGGGUGACAAAUAUGCAUCUUAAAGAAUGCUCGCGCAAAGUAGUUUUUGUUCCAACAGGGGACAAUGUGGUCAAAAUGAGUUUGCCUUUGAGUGUUUUGCGACAAAAAGCUUCAUCAGCCGAAUUAACAACGGAAGACAUGUGGAUGACCAGCAUUUUCGACCGUUAUAAAAACAGACCAAACGACGACACGUUCAAUGACAUGUGCUUGGCACAAUUGGCUUCCGAAUACCGCAUCAUCAGCAAAAACCAAAGGUCGGCAUCCAAAAUUGAACCUAAAAACAACUACGGACAUGUGACAAAACGUACACGGACCAAACCUGCCGUAGUACGCUCUGCGCGCUUUUCAGAAACCAAAAACCCAGAGUUGUAUUAUCGUAGCCUUUUGCAGUUGUAUCUGCCAUGCCGGGUGGAUUUGCAGUUAAGACCUGCCAACUGCCCAACAUUUGAAGAGUUUUAUGACAAUGGUGCGGUCCGAUUAGAUGAUGGGUAGAUGCAUUCUGUUGGAUCCAUAGUGGAAACAAAUAAACAACAUUUCGACAACGACGGGGAUGAACUGGACAGCAUCCAAAGAUCUAUUGAUCACAGCGGUAUUGCUGAGGAUGCGUGGUGUCUGCUUUGUCCAGAACAAGAGUUGGAAAGGCUACAGUGCGAAGAAGAACGUCGGAAAAAAACAGCAGUUGGUCGAAGAAGAGGCAGAAGUAAUACCUGACUUGGCAAAUGAAAACAGAACCGCUCUAAACUUACAAAAGCAAAAGUCAAUGAGUCGAAAUGAUGGCUUGGCAUUGAUCCGCUCCCUAAAUAACACUCAAAUGGACAUUUUUUUACAAAAUUAGACAGUGGUGCCUUGAUAAAGUAGGUGGGAGAAAACCCGAGCCUUUACACUUAUUCAUCACAGGUGGUGCCGGGACAGGAAAAAGCCACCUAAUUAAAGCCAUCCAAUAUGAGGCUACCAGGUUGUUGUCAACAAUGUGUCGGCAACCGGACAAUAUUUCUGUCUGUCUGACUGCACCAACAGGGAUUGCUGCUUACAAUUUGAAUGCCACAACCAUCCACAGCACCUUGAGCAUUGGCAAGGAUACCCGUUUGCCUUACACACCACUGGGUGAGGAAACGGUGAAUUCCUUGCGUGCCAAGUUCGCGGACCUCCAAAUUUUGAUAAUCGAUGAAAUAUCAAUUGUUGAUCACAAGUUGUUGACAUACAUUCAUGGUGGUAGGUUGCGACAAAUUAAGCAAACUGGUGACUAUGCUGCAUUUGUCAACGUCAGCAUCAUCGCCGUCGGUGAUUUCUACCAGUUACCGCCAGUCAAAGGAAAGCCUCUCUAUGUCAAAGACGCCACUUUCAACUUGUGGACAAAGCUUUUCCGUGUGGUCGAACUGACAAUGAUAGUCCGUCAAAAAGAUAAUCAAUUUGCAGCAUUGCUAAAUAGACUCCGCAAACAUCCGAAAGGCGCGGCGUUGUUGGAAACAGACAUAGAACUUCUGAAACAGCGCGAAACGGGUGAGGUCAGCUCCGCGUUACAUGUGUUUCCAACCAAUCAACAAGUAAACGAGUACAACCUAAAAUCAGCUUUUCAGGAUCUGUACACAAUAAUAAAAGCUCAGGAUUACAGCCAAAACAAAAAAUCCGGUAAAUUAGAAAAAAAAAGUUGGGCACCACAGCAAAGUUUACAACACGUGUUUAGAGGAAACUCUGGACAUCGCUAAAGAUGCUCGUGUAAUGCUUUGCAAACACAUUGAUAUUGAGGACGGCUUAGUUAACAGGGUUUGUGGCACCGUCUCUGACAUUCUUUUCCAGCAGGAUGACACAUUUCACAGUAGGAUCUAUGUAAAAUUUGAUGAUGCCCAAGUAGGUAAACAAAGGCACGCACAAACUACUAAUGAGUCCGUCACGCUAAAAGACAGUACAUUUAUUCUGCCAAAGGAAGAAAAGGUAACUAAAAGUGGUGGCAUGCGUCACCAGUUCCCUCUGAAGCUCGCUUGGGCUUGCACGGUGCAUAAAGUCCAGGGUGUUACCGUGAGCAAUGCAGUUGUGUGUCUGGACAGGGUGUUCUCCGCAGGGCAGGCAUAUGUAGCCUUGAGUCGGGUCACAGGUUUAACUGGUUUGAUUAUUCAGGACUUUGAUGCAGCAAAAAUAUACUGUAAUGAUGCCAUUAAGGAUGCUGUAGGAAGGAUGUCACCAUUUUUGAGCAAAAAUGUACCACCACAACAUGUGCAACCACAAUUCACGAUUUAUUUGAUGAAUGUCCAAAAUUUGACAAAACAUGCGUCAGAUUUGGCAGCAUGUACACAGCACCUGCAGCCUAACUGCAUCGCUGUGACAGAAACGUGGCUGCCGACGGCAUGUACACCCAGCAGUGUAACCAUUCCUGGGUACCAUUUCCAUAGCCAACCACGAUGUUUGUCUUACUCCAGCAGUAACCCUGCUUUGGUAGAAUUACAAGGGCAACAGCAUGGCGGAGUUGGCAUGUACAUUGCAGACCACCUGCACUGUAGUGUUGUCUCCGCCCCAAACUUCAACUUGGAAGUUUUACUGGUGAACUGCUCCGCACCCAGUGUGUUAAUAGCAGUUGUGUAUCGACCACCCUCCUAUCCAAUGGCGUUGUUUCAAGGUCACCUUGGCACGCUGCUGGAUUGGUUGCACCAGAAGUACACCAGCGUUGUCGUACUGGGAGAUUUUAAUGAAAAUUUGUUAAAAUCUUCCACUAUCAGCACAUGGCUAGGAAAGGGUUCUGCCAGUCAGUCAAACAUCCAACCACAGAAAAGGGUACACUAAUUGACCAUGUUUAUGUCAAAACAUCACACUUUGAUGUAGAAUCGGUUGUGAUGCCCACUUAUUUCAGUAACCAUGAAGGGAUUUUGUGCUCUUUUAAACACCAAAUUUAAAAUGCACACACACACUCCACUUCAGCAUCUUAUAGUGUGUAAAAUAGGUUCAGGUUCGACCAGUGGACAAUUUACAAUCCACGAGUUUACUUGCCCACGAGAACGGUGGAUUGUAUUUGUCAAUCACUGAAUAAAAGUGAAACCACUGGCCAAAAUUAAGAUCCCAGUUUCUGUUUAGGAUGGUAACUAUUUUCCUUAUUUGUCAAACCAGAAAAUUAACAUUGUACAUAUUGUAAACAUGUACAUUUUGUGAACAUGUACAUAUUGUAAACAUGUACAUAUUGUUAAUAUGUAAAUAUUGUAACCUCUGCAUAUAUUUUAAAUAGUAUAUAUGUAUAUGUAUAUAUACAUAUUCCAUAUGUAUAUAUAUGUAUAUAUGUAAAUAGUACCUGAUGAAAUGAUCCCAGCGCUGCCUCACUCACCUGUCCUCUUGUCUUGAUAGUUACCGCAUGUCUGCCUUAAAAUUAAAUACUAAAGGGAUUCAAACCUUUUUGAACACAAAGAGUUGAUAUUUUUCUAACCAGAUUGUAUUAGUCAAUCACUGGCGCAAAAUUCAACCACUGCCCAAAAUUAAGAUUCAAAGGGAUUAAAACUAUGGACUUUUCUGAACACAUAGUUGGUAUUUUUCUUACCAGUGGACAAUUUACAAUCCACGAGUUUACUCAACCACAAGAACGGUGGAUUGUGUUUGUCAAUCACUGAUGAAAAAAUACGUUUUUUCAGACACGGUAAUGAAGACAAUGAGGGCAAUGUAAAUAUGUAAAAAUGUAAAUAAUGUAAAUAUGUGAAUACUGUGAAUGUAUAUUGUGACUAACCUCUGCUCUUGUCUUUCUAGUUGCCGCCUGUCUUCAGUUCCACGCACAUCAUCUUUAUAUUAACAUAGUAGCAGUAGAAGUGCGUGCGUAUAUUAGUUAACAUAGUAGCAGUAGAAUAGCAUAGAAGUAAAACUAAUCCCAUAAGUGCAUCAUACCAACUAUUAUAAUAGCAAUGUAGUCGUUUGCAUGCAUGUGAGGUUUCAUCAACAGGACAAGACCCCUCUGACGGUGUGAGUGUCCUCUGACAACUGCUGCAUGUGUGAAUGCUGGCUGCUUCCAGAGGAGGUCCCACCGUUGCACCUUGACAUCCACCCAUUGCUGACUGGAAAGGAUACUGGUGAUUCCGGGAACUGGUCAUCAUGGGACUGCAACUACUGAUCCUUUCCUCCACCCAUUCUUAACCCUCUGUCCUUUCUUCACCACUGUCUACCUACCAUCUCUCCGUCAUCCCUCUCAACCCAACCGGUCGAGACAGAAGGCCGCCCCAUAGAGCCUGGGUUCUGUCCAAGGUUUCUCAAAGAGUUUUUCCUUGCCUCCGUUGCCAAGUGCUUGUUUGUGUGGGGUUCAGUUGGUUCCCUCUCUCGAGCCUGUGAUUCUAGAAAACUUCCAUAUGAUGAUUUGUAUUGGCACUAUAUGAAAUAAAUU